AUGAGUUUGUGCCGGCCAGAAGCGUCGGCCGAGCGCCUGCGACGAGCUUCGACUGGACUGAGGCGAGGCUCUCGUGUCAAGAAAGUAAGUGUCAUCGUAUCUUGUGUAUGGUAUGUUAUGAGGUGGCAUUACUUUGUAUGAUUAGUUUGAAGGAACUUUCUUUACAGUUUUGGGGUUUUAUAUAUUGUGUCAGAAGGCGCAUAAUUAAUUGAACGGCCUAAUAACUGCCGAAAACUUACUUUACGGUUUUUACAGCCGUAGUAAUUGUCUUUACAGUAAAGAAAAGUCAUUGUAUGUUAAGCAUGAUAGGGUAUUGUAGAUAUCUUUAGACGAUAAAGCAUGGUAUAGUAGCAUAUUAACUACGGUAUCGUAUCUUAUAAUAUAAAUAUAUAUAUUUACAUUACUUUGUCUUUUUUGCAAAAACUUUGUUUCCACUUUCUAUACCUGAAUAUAUAUAUGAACAUAUAACACAUGUAGGUACACGUCCACGUCCAAGUAUGUACAUGUAGAUGUAUGUUGUCGUGUAAGGCAGGUUAAUGAAUGUCGUUACCUGAGUGUAAUCACUUGUUUUGAUGUCCAUGAAUGACAUAUAUAUUCAUUUACCUUACUCUUAUGUGUUUAUUUACCGUGGUAACAUCUUGUUGACAGCCAUGUAUCUCUACUGUUACCGCGUAAGUUAUUCUUAUAUCUUUUGUUUUGCCUGGAGAUUGUCGGAUUUACUGAGUAGUUUGGGGAAAGCGACGUAUGUGUUAUAUACGUUUGUAUGUUAUGAUAUAGCUUACAUUACUUUCAUAUUUUGGGUAUAUGUUUGUAUAUUACCUAUAUAUUAUAUGUAGAUGUGAUGUAGAUGUAGGGGUGUAUAUGUCCCCUUAUAAAUAUACAUAUAUAUGUCUUGUGUCAUAGCUGAGUCUUAACAUAUAUUGCCCAUACAUUGACUUUACAUUAUGUCAUUUACCUUUGCCAACCACUUCCUUACAUGUUCGUAUGUCCGCGUUUACAGUGUAAGGUUGUUCCCAGGUCCCCCUUCGGAAUGUGUGUAGGGCCCUCGAGGAUUAUAUUAUUAAAGAUAUUCGAUUUCAUUAUCGGCUUUCGCUCCUGCCCUCAGGGGUUUUGGCCACAUUAACCUUGACUUUGUCAUAAGCAGCGAAGGUGGUGACAUUAUUUUAGGUAUGCGUCUUAACGCUUUACUCGGUUCUUUGGUGUGUUAUACAUACUUAGUACUCCUACUACAUUAAAGUACUAUAUAGUACCACCACACUUCAUUUUAGUACUGGUACUACAUUGUACGAGUACUGAAUGGUACUAGUACUAUAUAGCACCUUCUCAAAAAGCCCAUAGGAUACCUAUAUCUGGCCAUGAAAUGAUUGUUCCUUGUACUUUUCGACCACCCCCACGUUAAUUACACCCCCAAAAAGUUUUGUCCUAUAUUACACUACACUCGAACAAGAUUGUAUAUUUACUGUUGAUGUAUUGUAAGUACGGACACGAACAUUAUAAUUAACUACCCAUGCAUAUAUUACGUACAUUAACGUAUCUUGGUCGUAUAUUUACACAUUUCACGUGCUGCUUCCGCCAGUUUAUAUAUGAAACGUAUCUGCUUUUGACAACAAACAUGGUCGUAUCUUCGUAGCACAGUGUUUCUUAUAUGUGUAGGUGUGUUGGGAGAUUCUGGAUAACGAUGAGAUGGGGGAAAGGGUAAAGCGGUGGCCCGAGUCCCAGUCUUACCUCUUCAAUAAUUCCUUAUAUCGUAUUUUAUCCCAAAACUUUUGCACCACAAUCAUAUGUUGCGACCUCGUACUCACCAUGAGACUUACCACGUUAAACACUUACCAUGGUACUUACUGUGGUGUUGUUAUUUGUUCGUUGUGCAGACUUCCGGUGCAGCUCUAUCUAGGUGUAUAUCCGGUGUUAAUUUCGGAAUGUUAUGACAAUCCAUGUCAAUAGGAUACGUAGGCACGGUAAAUUUCGCGUCGUAUUUUCACAUAUUUACUUAUUUUACAAUUUUAAAAUAAUUUGAGUCGAUAUUAGGUACCUCUUUUACGUUUUCAGGGCUAUUUUACUAUAGUUAUCGCGAUUUGAUGUUCGGUAAAGUAAUUUAUUUGUAUCUAUAGUCACUGGAAUAUAAUCAUAUAAAUGUACACAGAUGUACACAUUAACACAAUAAUUAAUUUGGUUUGCCAUUUUGUACAAAAUAUCUUAAAAUUGGCAAAAACUUUGUUUCCAGCCCUUAGGUCUUCCAAAUUUCAAUUUUUUUAAAUUUCCUCUUUCACUUUUCUGUUAUAUCAAUAGACAUAUUAACUCUAAUAUAACCGACAUAAAACAAGUAUUAGCGGUCGCUAUGACAUUUCUCUUCGGGAAUUAAUUAUGCCCUGAGGGGAAAACAGAAUCUCGAAAUGGGCGACGGUCUGGCUGUUACUGAGUUAUUCUUCUCCCAGCUGCAUUUGCACAACACGGUAAUUAUACGUUAAUAUCUUGCAAUUACAAUGUUUAUGUUCUGGUAUGUUGCAAUUACCAUGUUUAUAUUGUGGUAUCUGGCAAUUAUUAUAUUAUCUUAAUGACUGAGUAGGUGGAACAAGUGGUCUAACGGAUGUAUGUCUUAAUAUAGGCUUAUAAGCAUAACGGUCUCAAUUAGUAAACAUAUAUACUAUAUAGAUAUUGUUUUAGUCAUUUGUUUACUUAAGUUCAAUUUAGACUCUUUCAAAAUUCAGAAGUUCUCGGACGAUCUGCACGGUGCAACCUUCAGAGAUUGCACAGUGCAAAAGUUCCAGAACUUAUGAACUCGAAAAGUUUUUACCGUAGAAUAUUUAGUAUCCUUUCCCUCUUACAGUACCCUAAUGUAAGUAAUUGUACAUGUUACACUAUGUUCGAGUAGUAAUUACACAUUCACAACUACAAUAACUCUGGAGUUACUACAAGUGGAUAACCCAUUACCCUGGCUGUAAAUAGUUAAUCCGAGUAAUUUUGUGACCUUUUCUGUACUCUUUACUACCAAAUACCUACUUUAUGUCAUGGUAAUUUGUACUUUGGCAAUUACAAAGAUUACUUUUGGAUUUUUGUUACCUAAAUUCCAUUUUCAGAGCUAUAUAUCAUUGUUAUUGUAGUAAAAGAGGCCUUCUACAUAUUGUAAGUCUGUCAUAACAUUGUAAUCGUUGUCAUAGUGCAAACGAUGUCAUUUAUGACAUUAUGAAAGUGAUAUUUGUCAUUAAUCCUCAAACUUAAAAUAAACUGCUUAGAGCUUAAGCAGUAAUUACUCUAAUGUAAUGUAACGUUGUGUGGGUGGGGAUCCUCUUACAUUCCUACUUUUACUAUCUACUCCUACCUUGAUACUGGCAUUUCUUUGAAAUUUCACAAAUUUAAUAUUCUAAAUGUUGAAAAAUGUCAAAAUCCUCAAAUCAUACCUUUUCCAGGAUUCUGAGUGGCAUUCCUCAUCGUGUAAAGCACCUCGCUCCAGCUACACUCACUACGUGCAACAGUCAGAGUGCCUGAGGCAACAAGUACAACAACAUCCUGUGUAUCAAAGUGAGAGUCUCGAGAAUCCGGUGAUCCCUCGCAUCAAGGUCACUCAUCCACCUCGAGAGUCUCGACGAACUUCCAUCUGUUCUCCGCUCAGAUUCACUCGCACCGUGAGCACGGAUUCCAUUGAUUCGCUGGAACGACAGUGUCUCCGUGACCUGAGGUGGCAACGGAUGAUGGAAGCGGAGAUGCAGCAACAAGGCACAAGUCUGCAACGACAGGCUUCUCUCAGGAAUGGAGAUGUAUGUUACCUAUAAUAAUAUUUUUUAAUUUAAAGUUAUUCAUCCACCUUAUUUUAGCAUUUUUUACAAUUAAGGUGACGAAUGAUAACCUAAAUUAAGUUUAAAUGUUCAAAAAACAUUUGAAAGUCUUGGAUUAUCCUCCAAAAGUUCAAUUUUUUCAAGAAAAUAUAAUUUACAAAAACAAAAUCUUGUCUUCCAGAAAACUGGUCAUUAUGACUAUUUUUAAAGAUGUUUUUCUAACAAAAUUUUGUCAAAGAAUAAGUAAAUGUUAGCAAACAUGUUGCAAAUCAUAAAUGAUGUAUUAUAGUCAGUGUUUUGCCGGACCCGUCCGGUCCGGACCGAGGUCCGGUCCGGUCCGGAAAAAAAAAUUUUUUUUUAUUUUAAUAAAACUGUUUUAAAAAUUGCAAAUAAAACAUAUUUUUAAGAGUUUUUAAACGUAAAGAAAGCAGUUUUAGCGCUCCUGGCUUUUUUUAAAAAUAAAAAAAAAAUUUUUCGGACCGGACCGGGCCGAAAAAAUUCUUAUCCGGACCGGUCCGGCAAAACACUGAUUAUAGUAAAUAAAUCUCAAUUUUUGUUUUUAGCUUUAUUAUCCUGGACUUAUUAGCCAAAAUUAUGUAAAACAAUUUUAUUUACUGCUUCUAUAAAAGUGGUUGAAAGUUUUUUUUAACGUAAAUUUAGUCUUUUAUGAAUAAUUUUGGAGUUAUAUUAAAUUCGUUGUUAGAGUACAAUUUAUAUUAUGCUUGAUAAAUCGACCUAUCACAAUAUAAAUGUUUUCUUUUUAGAACGGUGAACCAGUAGCAUCUACAUCGUUAGAAGACCCUUCUUCUUCGUACCCACCGUUGUCUCGAGUAGGAAGAUCUAAAACAGACCCAGGGAACGAUGAGCAAAGCAAUAACAAUAUAAAUAAUGGAAACGGAAGGGUUGCCCUCCAGAGAUCACCGUUAUCACUGUCACAUGGAGAAGCGACACUCAAGAAAAGUGAAACGGUAAUAUUCUACCCUUUUCCUGUUUGUUUUAGGCAUAAGACGACUAGUGUUUUAUGUAUAUUACACUGCGUAGUAAUGAUUUUAUUUGAUACUGUGUUGAUUUUUAGGUAACAAAUUUUUAGUCUAGCAGUAUACAUCUUUAACCAUGAUUGUUAUUAAAUUUACUGAAUUAUUUUUAGUUAAAACGAUCUAGUCCAGACCUCUUCCUCGAUGGCGUGGCUCGGAGUCGUAUCUUGAGUGAUGUGAUAGGCUUAUCUUGUUAUCAACAGAAACUUAUCACUCAGUGUUGGCCUAACAUAUAUUCUACUGGUAUCAAUGGACCUUUUGCCUCACAGCUGUACUCAACAUUUUAUUCUAAGAAUGCGAAGGCCAAAGCUUUGAUGCAAAAGGUGAGUGUAAUAUGUUGUUAUGGUCGAAUUCUUUAGUGUCUACUCUAUGUAUUUUCUCAUUUUCUUAAUGUUUACUGAGCAUGUGGGUACUGUCAAGUCCUACAAUAGCUUAUUGAUGAUUUUUGUUAUCUUUGUGUAAUGAAACGUUAAGAUACGAUUACUUAUUUACGUGUAAUAUAUUGUAGGCUGAUGGUGUGGCUGUUUUCACACAAAGCGACGCUGAUUGUACGACAAUGCACACCAAGCUAACAUUGGAAUUAAUCGACAAAAUUGUAAAGAACCUUGAUGGUCAUCCUGGAGCAAUCAUAACAUACCUAAACGAUGUUGGACAGGUACACAGGACGUUGAGGAAUGAAGGGAUAUCAAUAGCAAUGUGGGAUGAUUUAGGUAUGUUACUUUAUUUAUUUCCAGUUUCUGUUGAGCAAUGUUGUUUUACCUCUCUCUCUCUCUUCUUUUCUCCUACUUUCUUUCUAAGCUCUCUCCUCCAACUUAGCGGUCCUAUGCAGUACCAUACUGAACUGUUUGUUCUUCAGGCGAUGCUAUAUUGGACGGUGUUAGGAAGAACGAUGUGGUACGGAAGCAUAAAGAACUGCGGCGUGCUUGGCUGGCCGUGAUCGCCUUUAUCACUGAUAACAUAAAACAAGGUCAGAGUCUGUUCCGAUCUAGUCCGUCGACGGAAGGCAGCGAGCUUCGGUCCAGUUAA
Molecule: messenger RNA, 5833 nt
Organism: Bursaphelenchus okinawaensis
Lineage: Eukaryota; Metazoa; Nematoda; Chromadorea; Rhabditida; Aphelenchoididae
Source: the annotation of a GenBank genome assembly